Molecule: messenger RNA, 942 nt
Organism: Penicillium antarcticum
Lineage: Eukaryota; Fungi; Ascomycota; Eurotiomycetes; Eurotiales; Aspergillaceae
Product: DUF3632 domain-containing protein
Exons: 1
Coding region: 1-942 (313 amino acids)
Source: RefSeq, a predicted model, not a curated record
AUGACAACCAUUCUCGAUAUCCCCGGCAGCAACCCGCCAAAUCCCUUCACCGCGCCCAUCCAAGCCCUUCUUACUACCAACCUUUCCUUGACACCAACGCCAGCACUACAUAAAACAGCUGCCCACCUUGUUGUCUCUAUCACUUCCUCUCCGGAUCCGGCUCACGCGCUUUGGACACUCUGGGAUGCCUUUUUCAUGGCCGUCGUCACCUCUUCAACUUCACACGACCCUCACCUAGCCCUCCUCGACGCGCUUCGUGCGCAGCCGGAAACGCAGACUAACAACAUACCUUCAAGAAUACAUGCAGAACGACAACUCCGUAACUACAACAGGGUCAAUGGAAAUUUACACUGGCAGGUACUGCCGCGCUUUGACGCUCAAUGGCGCGACGUCCAUGACAUCCUUGAGGCCUGGCGCGACUGGGACGGUGUGCGUGACUCAAAUGCGAAAGACAACUCCACUUUCAGUAACUUGAGCGACAGCGGCGGCAAGUACUUCCUUCGCUUCUGCAGUUUUCCGGCUGCGCUGCUCAGAGCGACCAGGGGCAAAGGCGAGGUGCAUCCUAUAUGGGUCUUCAAUGCAUGCCGCAAGGUGUUGGAGAGCCAGUGUCCUCGGUCCGGCAAGGCCAAGGCACACAGAAUGACACCGGAGCAGCUUUGGGUGCUGGAUGUUCGAGUAACAGCGAUCUGGAUACGGGAUGGGGCCUGGGCAUUGUGGGAGGCUGACCACGAGGAGUUACAGCGACACUGGGCAGCGGCGUUAGAUGACAAAACUGAACUGUGGCCGAAAGAGGAUGGGUUGACCCGGGAGCGGUGGAUACUGUGGGGCGGUAGGCUGCGGGUUUUAAGUACAGAAAAUGGGAUCUUGGAUGAGGAGACUAGAGCGGUGGUUACAGAAGCUGUUGAGGUGGUUAGGAACAUCGUUGAGGAAACAUCGGCCUAA